AUGGCUUAUGCAUAUCUUUGCGAAAAUCGUUGUAAAAAUCGUGAUGACCAACCAAUUUGUUUUUAUCGUUCAACAAUUGGAAAUUGCAGUGCUCCGACAGAUGUCACAUGUCUAAAUAGUGCACAAUGCAUUAAAGGAGGUCGAUGCGAUGGUUCACUAGAUUGUCCGUAUGGUGAAGAUGAAUUUUGGUGUCCUAGAACCACUGGCAAUUUUGAAAAGUCUUACUAUCGACAAAUAAAACAUCGUAACGAUGUAGAUAGAACUUUUGAUCUUCAUAUUCCAUCCUAUCCACAAUCGCAUCGUUUAUCAGUCGAUUUUCAACGUUUACAAACAACUAUUCGAACCAAGAAAUUUGGUCGAACAGUUCUACAAUAUGAAUCCAUAUUGCGCGAUAGUUUUUGGUGCAAUCGAGGUGUUGCUGUCCAUGUCAAUGAUGCUAUCGAAUGUUUUUGUCCACCGACGUACUAUGGAAAGCGAUGUGAAUAUUUUAGUGAUCGAAUCACCGUUGUAACACAUCUCGAUCUUUCACAUUUUCAAUUUGACAUUGCUAUGAACAAUGACACAAAUGUGUUCAUCAAAAUCUUAGUUACUCUUCGUCACGAAUACAACAUUCUUGACUGGCAUGAAUUUCAUGUACAAUCACUAAUUGAAAUAAAUGAAUCUGUCAAACAUAAGUUUCACCUAUUGUAUAGUCGUAGUCCAUUACAUUUAAAAAUAAAACAAGAACGACAAACAUCUCGACAAAAAAUUUUCCAUGAACAUCCAUAUUCGAUUCGUUUUGAAGCAUUUGAAUUACAAACAAAUCAAACAAUUGUCGAAUUGAGAGCUUGGCAUUAUCCGAUCUAUUUUGAUUUCUUACCAUCGUUUCGCUUUGCCACUAUUCUACGAUUUCCAAGCGAUUAUAAUAAUGUUUCCAUUGAUUCAUGUCGCAGACAUCGUUGUCAACGUAAUUCAAUCUGA
Molecule: messenger RNA, 960 nt
Organism: Rotaria sp. Silwood1
Lineage: Eukaryota; Metazoa; Rotifera; Eurotatoria; Philodinida; Philodinidae
Source: the annotation of a GenBank genome assembly